Molecule: messenger RNA, 2624 nt
Organism: Monodelphis domestica (gray short-tailed opossum)
Lineage: Eukaryota; Metazoa; Chordata; Mammalia; Didelphimorphia; Didelphidae
Source: RefSeq, a predicted model, not a curated record
AGGGGUUAGUGGGUGUGGGAGGGUGGAGCCUUGAUGAGGAAAAAGGAAUUAGAAAAUCCUUACACUGGAGAGGGUACUUGAACUGAAUAGUGAUUCCCUAGGUCAGUAAAGAGGGAAUGGGGAAUAAUAGGUAGACUGCACAAAAACAUGAUGGCAGGAUAGAAUGUCAUAUACAGGAAAUAUCAAAUAGGCCAUUUUAACCUGUAAUGUUGAUAUAGAGGAGGAUGUAAUGCAAGAUGUAUUUGUAAAGGUAGCAAGUAUCCCUUAUGGCCCCAAACACAGAUGUUUGUAUUUUGUGUAGUAAGGAAGAUGGGUCCUCUGGAGCUUGUUGAAUUGGGUUAUGAUAAGGUUAGACCUGUGCUUGAGGAAGAUCAUUUUAGUAUCCUUGUGGUGAUGGGUUGGAUAGGUACAGACCAAUGGCAGGGAAGCCAUUUAGGAGGCUGUUACAGUUGUUGGCACAAAGGGUGAUGAGUGGCUAUGGUUUUUUGGGGAGACCCUUGUGUUAUAAGAGUCAGUCAGUGGUAGUCUCUCGGUGACUGAGAAUGACUAUUGUGCAUUAUUAUCUAUUUAUGUACCCUCAUGUGGCUUUGAAGUCCAAAGGCUGAGGCGCACAGUUUGUGGCACAUGGGGCCUGGGACGCCAGUUGUUACGGGAGGUGCGGUUGUGGCCUGGUGUCGGCGUUCACGCGCAGUGGCAAGACGUCGACAUCCUUCAUCUUCAAAGGUGGCGGCCUGGUUAAUGUGGGUUCGCCAGCUGCUUCUGACAGAGGCAGCGAGUUCUAGUUGCCUUGGUGUAAUGCCAGCCCACUUCAAGUUGGACUUUAGCUGAUCCUUGAAUCUUCUCUUUGGUCGGCCUUGUUUCCUGAGUCCAGCUGACAGUUCACCCUAGAAUACCUGUCUUGGUAUUCGCUGUGGGUCCAUGCAGAUGACGUGUCCAGACCAUCGUAGCUGGGUUCUGAGGACCAGGACUUCGAUGCUGGUGGAGUUGGCUCUGUCGAGGACUUCCUGAUUGGUGAUUCGGUCCUGCCAUCGGAUCCUCAUGAUUGACUGGAGGGAGCGUUGGUGGAAUUGCUCCAACUGCUUCAUGUGCUUCCGGUACAGUGUCCAUGUCUCACAACCGUACAGGAGCGAGCUGAGGACCACUGCGUUAUGCACUUUGAGCUUGGUCGCGUUGCUCACAGAUAAGAACCCUGAACAUAAUCAACACCAUCAACAGUUUGUAUAUUUUCUAAAAUGAAAUUAAGUGAAUUGUAAUUAUUAGUGAUUAUGAAGUAUAGCCUUAGAUAACUGUAACUGUUAGAUCAUCUCAAUUAUCAGUUUUCCCAAGUUUUAAUUCCUUUCCUCAUUGAUUUAUCUAUUAAGAGUUUCUUGCAUUUGAAUUUUAUCACAUCUCCUUUGUUAUGCUCAACCUCUUGGACUGUUGAUUAGAAGUAAAUGGGAUAAAAGAUGGAGAAGCACAAAGUAGAUAUAAAAGACCUAGCCCAGGGAUGAUAAGUACUCCCCUAUACACAAAAACUCAUAUACACAUAUACACACAGUUGUUGCUGGCUCUGUCCUUAAUAUCAGUGAUAGCUCUGUUGUCUGGAUGAAAUAUUGGCAAGUAUAGAAAGUAAAACUUCCCUUCUCACUUGGUGAAGGAACUCCAUCUCACCUGCUUUAGAACUCUUCAACUUACAUAUGUUUAUUACUUCCCUAUCCCUAAGUGAACCCAGUGAAGUCUGUUUCAUAAUUUGCCUUGGAUUCCUUAGGCCAUCUUUCCUGGCAUAGCAUAUGGAAAGGAAUUUGACACACCUUUUUCAAAGUGCCAACACCUGAUUUCAGUGGUUAAGAAUGUAAAAAAUAGACUCAAAUACAGGACUACAAUCCCCACAAGCCUUUGCUCCACUUCCCCAAAAUGCUUUGUAAUCUCACGGGAAUUCUGAGGUGGGCCGAGAUUGAGGAAGGAUUUAAGCUGGUGGCAAAGGUUUUUGGGGCUCUCUUUUCUCUUUUUUGGACUUCUGUUUUGGAGCAGAGGCAUCUCUUCCAUGAUAGAAUAAAUGCAAAGCUUCAUGAAGGAGUGUGUCAGCACUGUAAAGAAGUUCUGGAGUGGCGAGUAAAAUACAGCAAGUACAAACCACUGUCCAAACCUAAAAAAUGGAUCAGUAACAGGCUAGAGAAGACAGCAGAUGUUGAAAGUGAUGAAAUAUCUAACUCCAGGAGAAGAAAUGGAAGACUUGAAGAACAGAGCAGUGAUGAAUUGGAUUUUGAUCUUGAUUUAAACGAAUCAGAAGAUGAAGAGCAAACUAAUCCUAACAGCUAUACCAAAAACAAAUCUGCAAGUGCAAAAACCUAGCCAACUUAAAGAUCUUGUACAAAGACCUAUGCAAGUCUAUACAAGAAAGUGGAAAGCUUAUUGAUCUGGGUUUAAGGGUACCUGGUUCUGUUCUUGCCUUUGUUAUUAACCAAUUAUGUAAACAUAGUCAAAUCACUUGCAUUCUUGGAGUCUAUUUUUCUCAUCUGGAAAUGAUAUCAGUAGAUGACCUGAAGUGUAUUUCCUGCCCUAGUUUUCUAUGAUUUGGAUUUCAUCAGAAACUGAAUCUAUGUUUAAAUUUCUCUUGGAAUAAUAAAAAAGAACUUUUAAAAAAA